Messenger RNA from Triplophysa dalaica, 1008 nucleotides. RefSeq names its product trafficking protein particle complex subunit 5 (gene trappc5). NCBI's taxonomy places the organism in Eukaryota, Metazoa, Chordata, Actinopteri, Cypriniformes, Nemacheilidae. Gene Ontology annotation, biological process: endoplasmic reticulum to Golgi vesicle-mediated transport. The transcript has 3 exons. The record is from RefSeq and is a predicted model, not a curated record. The coding region runs from base 127 to 693 and encodes 188 amino acids. Gene Ontology annotation, cellular component: TRAPPIII protein complex; TRAPPII protein complex; TRAPPI protein complex.
CUUGCUUGUAUGCGUUCGUGCUAAUCGUGGCUUCACCUAUCCGGAACUGAAAUACAAAACAUCAGGGUUCACGCGAACUUAAUUUAAAUCGAGAUUCCCGUGUAAUUCGGAUUCAGUGUGCACAGAAUGGAGGUUCGCUUUACGCGAGGCAAAUCUGCCAUCCUGGAGCGCUCGCUCACGCGACCCAAGACGGAGGUGAGCGUGAGCGCGUUCGCGCUGCUAUUCUCCGAAAUAGUGCAGUACUGUCAGAGCCGUGUGUACUCGGUGUCCGAGCUCCAGGCCCGCCUCGCUGACAUGGGCCAGGGCGUAGGAGCCAGUCUCCUGGAUGUCCUCGUGAUGAGAGAGAAAAAUGGAAAAAGAGAGACCAAAGUGUUAAACAUACUUCUCUUCAUUAAGGUGAAUGUAUGGAAAUCAUUGUUUGGCAAAGAAGCCGACAAAUUGGAACAAGCAAACGACGAUGACAAAACUUACUACAUCAUUGAAAAGGAACCACUCAUAAACGCCUACAUAUCGGUACCCAAAGAGAACAGCACUUUGAACUGUGCAGCGUUUACCGGAGGCAUCGUGGAAGCUAUUUUGACCCACAGCGGCUUCCCGGCCAAAGUUACUGUUCACUGGCAUAAGGGCACCACACUUAUGAUUAAGUUUGAUGAGGCGGUCAUUGCUCGUGACAAAGCUCCUGAUGGCAGAUAGUAGAUUCUGGUCUUAAGUUAUGAUGGUAAAAACUUGAGUCUACAUAUUACAACAUUUAAGUGUAAUUGUUUGUGUUUUUCAUAUAUGUUUAUUGCGUUCAUAACAAAUUUCUCGGUUCUGCCUCCCCUGCUCUAAUAACAACAUAAAUGCACAGACGUGAUUGAUGAGCCAUAUAAAUACAGGCAUUAUUCUACUGAUAUUAUUAAGUAAGAGUUGCUAUGAAAGACUUGCAUGAAGGUCACACUUUUUGGAUAUCUGAUUUUUUUUGUAAACGAAUGUACCAUCUGCACACUAAUAAAGUUAAACAGUAUUGAA